Molecule: messenger RNA, 8859 nt
Organism: Xyrichtys novacula (pearly razorfish)
Lineage: Eukaryota; Metazoa; Chordata; Actinopteri; Labriformes; Labridae
Source: the annotation of a GenBank genome assembly
GUUGUAUAUCUUUUGAGCUUCUUUUUGAAGCGUCAAGCCACAAAUUUACUGAUCUAUAAUCUACCUCCAAGGAUACGAGUAAUUAAAUAGAAAAAUUCAACCAUCUUUCAUGCGUUUUAAGUGUUUGUUCUCUGUAAACUGUGGUGAUUAAAAUCAUAAUUUAUAGAGUACUGGUUGUCACAAAUAUCUGAGAUUUUUUUUUUCUGUAUCAAACAAUGUAAUAAAACACUUAAGUGUGUUUUAUGCCUACUGAACGAUGACUUUUAAAAUAUAUAGCUGAGUUCACCUGACGGUCAUAUGACCGACCAAAAAAAACAAGUUUAACAAACACACUGUUCAGUCAAGUGAUACGUGUUCUCAGUCAUCAACUAUUUUCCACUGCCAUGCCAACCGGUCAUCAACAGGAAACCAGCCCACAGUGUGAUGACAGGAUGACUCACUCAUUCAUCUUCACUUCAAGAGGCUGCCACUUGAGCAGAGGUAUUUUGGCAGACGUGAAAAGGUUUGGUUUAGGAGUCAUGAAUGAGUGUCACUGGUGGCUGUCAGAGUGGAAGUGGCCUAUUUUCGGUGGUGUUGAAAUACUGAUUCAGGAUCCUUUUUUUUCAUUUUUAAUUAGGUAAGAAGUUUUGUGUCCUCUGCAUAGAAAAUACCAAGAACCUAUCGAAUAAGUUAUGGCAUAUUAGAAACAACCAAGAGCAUUUAAAGAAGACAGUCAUUGCAUCAUGGUUAGUCUUUAAGUCAUGAAGUUUACCAUAGACGAUGUCCUGCCACAAAAGGCAAUCAGUUCUCUCACAUCUACCACCAAUUUUGUCAACAUUAGCAUCGCCAAACAUAUAUUUUAUUUAUCUUUUUUUUUUUUUUAUCUUGUCCUGGUUCUAUUCAAAUGGAAAUACAGUAAAACAGUAAUGUGAUGCAUCAUUUUAGGCACAUUGAUUUACAAAAUAAUUAAAAAUAGAAAGGAAAGGAUGAGUUUUAUAUUUUUCUAUGUCAAUGAAACUUAAAGUAAACAAGCAAGCAAGACUGAUGAUUUGUAAAGAGUGAUUUUUUAAUGCUUGACAACAAUGUGAGGGGAUAGGUGUCAAACUAUUUUUUUAGUAUCUGUAUAAAAUAUUCAUAAUAAGUGAAAAUUUGAUUGUCAAAAGUCAAGAGAAAAAGAUUUUUGUCUGAAGAAAUUAUAUAUGCAGAUGACAAGGUGAGCUAAGACUGCUCUGUCCACAGGGGGGCGCCAGAGUUGACACAAACUGAAAGUUUCUCAGAGGAGCUUUAAUUCCAACAUCUUCACACAACUUAAACCACCAAAGAUGUUUCUGCUGCUUUUAAGAGAUCUAAAACUGUUCACACACGGUGCCUGAGGAGUCUAUUUCUUUUUACAAACAGAUGAAAAUCUGAUCUAAAACUACAAAUAGCCAUACGAGAGAGGCUUAUCUAUUCAGACAAAGGAUUAAUCUGACUGUAUUUCAUAUAAAUCUGAUAAAAAUGUUCAUAUUUGUGUAAAGAAAGACUUAUUUUAGCAACAACAAACAGACAAAACUAGAUUAUAAAGCUCUUUUUUAAAUAGUAGAAACUAAUUUUACUGAACAUCUAUUCUUCAAUCAGGGUCUAAUUUCAAGAAAGCUACAAGCUUAACUUCAUGUAUUCAAAUGACAUUGCCAACACUCUCGUCCAGACACAGAUAGGACCUGUUACAUAAGGUGACAAGUUACAAAACUGAAAAAUUCGACCAGCCUCAGAGAGAAAAUGACGAGCUCGUUGGAGCCGUUUGAAUCAGAAUAAACAUCCGUUUUUUUAGGCAGUUUCAACAUCAUCCAUCUCUGCAGAUAGGGAUCGUUUAAGAUAAGCUGGUGGACCGUUUGACUUCCCUUUUCUACGAUUUCUGUUGCAUUUCAUUAAAAAAAAAAAAAAAAACAUAGAUCGAGCAUUUCAUCAGAGAGGUGACUGUUUCUUGAAAAAGGUUCAGCUAAAGUCAUUCACAAAUACACCAAAGUAAAGAUGACCGUUGGUUUUAAGUGUAAGAUACUAAAAUCCAAAACAAAAAGACAAAGUCACAGUUAUUUCAGAUUAUCGAAACACCUCCCUGUCAACACAUAACUCCAACAUAACUCCACUGAGGCUGAGAAAAAUACCUGAGAUAAUAUGUUUGACAGAUUUCUUGGAAAUGAAAAUUUUAUACAGAGUCAAAAAUUAACCUCAUAAUACUGUGUGCAUGGAAACUUGGAGAUUUAGCAUCUGAAACUGUGUGUAAUCUUAUAAAAAAUAAUCAUAAUUGCUUUCAGCAAAAUGAGGGUCAGUGCAAUUAGAAUAUUACUGAGAAUUUGUGGAUUAUAACCAUCAAAUUUUUCCAGAUGAAACUAGAAUGAAAGCAACUCUCCUUCCACUGACCCCAGAAGACAUUAAAAAACUUUUAAAAGACUUAAAAGACAACCUGACAGUCUCUCUAGAAUAAAGAAGAUUCGUCAGAAGGUAACAGUGUUUUUAGUUACAGAAUUUUGUACAGACUGGGGGGUCACUAACCCCCAAAACUACAACUGGACUUACAGUAUGACCCUAUUCUGGACAGUUGUUAGCAUUUCCAAGACCACUAUAAUGUCUCUGUUAUUCCGUCUUCACUCAGUGGUGGUAAUAAUGGGACAACAAGUCAAAGCAGCAUUCUUGCGGUCUCCAAAACUGCACCCUUUUUCCACUGAACCUCCUUCAUUGGCUGCAGGCAAAGUUCACACCAUCAAAGAGCCUGAAUUACGUAAGUUGCCAGUAAAUCUAAUCAAAUCAAAUCAAACAAAGGCAAAAAUAAAUGCAGCACAACGUGAACAUUCUCUGCGGCCCUCAGGUCCUCCAGCAGGUUAUUCCACAGACGGGGGCCAUAGUGUUGGAAAGAUGGCUCACCGCAAGUUAUUGUUCUCACUUUUGGUUCUAUUUAAAGGCCAGUGCCAAAGGAUCUCAGGGUUCACGGGGGUUCAUAUUGUAAAAGCAGUUCUGAAAGAUAAGAAGGUCCAAGAUCCCUAAGACAUUUAAAAACCAUUAAAAGGACCUUAAAAUCGAUCCUAAAGCAUCUUACACCAAAUUACAAACAUUGCAGGACUUCAAUAAAACUCUCCUGGUUUCCUUCUAAUCUCAAAAAAAUUAUGUAUGAUUUUGGUUUAAGUCUGCCCAGCUCCAAAAGCUCGUUCACAAAAGUGUCUGACUGAGUUUAAGGGGUUUGUGAUGUUUCUACUGAAGAUGAACUUUCAGGACCAUCUCUAAGUUAGGAUGCACAGAACAGAACAACGCACGAGUUUACAUCGAUUUUAGUCUAACAAGUCGACAGCGGUCUUUGAUCUUUGGGGAAAUAUUACAACUCUUAGCCGAACAGAUUUAAUAUAAAAGAUAUUAAUACUGCAGUUACUCACUUAUUCCUGUUUAAACUAUUUGUUUUCACUCCCCAUUGGAGAGAAAUGUUUCUCUUUAGCUGCUAAAAGUAAGUUGCACAGAUCGUUUUUUGCACUUUAUGCUUUUUAUGCAGAUGAUGAAGCUUUGGCAUCAAUGCAUGAACAUUUUUAAACCAUAUAUCAGUUUAUAGACUAACUUCAUCCAUAAAAUCAUUCACAACUUCAGAGUCUGUGUGAAUGACUGCGUCUUCCUUGACCUAGAAGCUGCAGACGAACUUUGCGUUCUGGCCUCCUUUUCUUGUGUUCUUUUAGGAAAAUUGGCACAGAGAGUCACGUACUUUUGAUCAUGAUAACACAAAAUUUUACAGUCUUUAAUUGAAUACCCUGGCUCAAUAUUUUGUGUGCCUCUUUCGAAACCUGUCCAGUGUCCCAAAACCGGAGUAACUUCUGCUCACUGUGUUGAAUUCUUGAAAAAAUUAUGCAAAGGUAAAGGAGCACUUCCCUUUCUUAAGCCUGGCUGGUCAUGAUUGCAUUCUGAAAACUGAGUGACCACGUGUUUUUGCAUCUUCUCUUCUUUCUCACGUACCAUUCAGUCAAGCAUGCAAUAUGAAGGGUGUCGCCCGCCCAGAGGUCGACUCCCUAACGUUGUGUGUGCAUCGACCGCAUCUCCUGUCACUGUGUGUGGAAAGUUUGAAACAAACCCACUUCAGCUUUCUCUUGACCACAAACACACCACUAUACACAAUGGAGAGAGCCCAGAGGGAGUCCUGAAAAGCACCACAUACACCCACGUUUUCAUCUCCACCCAAACGCACUCAUGGGUGCUGGCUUGUUAUUAUGGUUCAGAUCUUCAUUACUGUGUUUUUUUUUUUGUCAAAGUUGUAGGACUCCUGCCGAUUUGCAUGCAAAAGUAAAGCUAUGAAAGUUCCCAGGUGUGAGUGCGGUCACAUGCAUCAUGAUAAAGAGAAGAUUUUUCUACACUCUUUGGUUUCAGUACAUGUAGGAACUUCCCACCCAACAUCCUGUAAUGCUGUAAUGCUUUUCACACAGUGUCCUCACAUGACUCAGAUCAUGUUACAGUUCCUCUGGGUGCUUUUUUCUACCUUAAAUAACUCUGAGGUUGUAGUGAAUGAUUUGUUCUAUUUUCCACUCUGUCUUCAUCCGUCUUUAAUCCGACAUCACUGCGAGCCACGACUCGAACCGACUCCCUGAAGGUAAACAGCUGAUAGCACAGUAUGUUAAUGAUUAUUCCACAAAUAUAAGAUAUCCAAUACAGAAUACUUAUUUAACAGUCUUCACUCAAGCUGAUCAAAAAGUAAAAACACUUUUGUACUUAUAAACCCAUUAACCAUUUAAGGUGAUUAAUUAUCUAAAAUUAAGUUUCAUAGCGUUUGGAAAACAAUAGAGUCACAAAUAAGACAUAUCUUGUUUUAUUUAUUUAGCUUUAAUUGUGAGUGAAAUCAUGUUAUUUAUGAACAAACUGCAGAGACUGUGAAAUCUUUGCGCCUCUGAGACUCUGACACGCCUCCUUCUGCAGGCUGAUUAUUUGUUGCUCAAUCUGUCGGGGCUAAAAGUCUGUCUACUGUAAUGCCUGUGUGUGCACAGAUGCACGUAUGUGUAUUAGUAUAAAUUUGUACACAUUUACUUAUCAAUUGUAGAUUUUGGGUUUGUAUUCUUACUCUCAUUUCUCGCUGCUCUUUGUAAUGUCCAAAGUUUAAUAUAAAAACCUUAUUUUUAGCACAAACAUUUGAUCAUUUCAUUGAAUAUUAAUUAUUUUUACUCUAUGUCAAAUUAAUUUAAAAAGAACCAGGUGAGUUGCAUGUUUCAAUAAAAUUAUGUUGGUAAUUUUUUUUUUUAAGAAGUUCCUAUUUUAUACUGAUGACACUGUCCUCUACACCGCAGUCAGUCACUUAAAUUCUGUACCCUGCAUGUGUUCAAGUACAAAAAACAUCUGCAUAAAAUACCUGAUAUUUAAUUCUGUUCAAACUUUAUAGAUUCAUUAAUUCAAAUGUUAUUUUCCCUGAGGGGCAAUUUGGUUUGCAACAGAGGUUCAAACAAUCCAUACAUGACAUCACAAUACAUAAUUACAACCAUGUUAUUUAUGACUCUAAUGGAUUUCAUUAUGAGGCUGUGGAAUCGACAUAAUAUAGAUUGUCUAACAAUCAAAAAUUACACAGAUGUUAACAAAAGCAAGUCAUCGACUAUGACAGUUACAAUCCAUUCUGCACUCUUAAAAAUAAUUAGGCCUCAUCGUAAACAACAUUUCCAUCCGUUUGAAUUACUUAGAUAUAAUAUAAAUAUGCCAGUAAACUGUAUGUGCUAUAUAUUUGUCAAAAAAAUGUAACUAAAUGUAAUGUGUUUUUAACUAAAUGACUCUUGGUUGAUCCACAGCUCAUCAUAUCUAAACUAUAUUCAAGCAUUUUUAACUGAUUAAGUUGAAUAGUUUAUUGGAAUAACAGAUUUAUGCUGAUUCUAAGAACUUUCAAUUAAUAAAUUCUAAAAAAUAUAAUAAUUUCAAUAAAUUCGAACAGAUGUAAAUACUUACAUACAACAUUAACCCUUCACCAUAAAACUGGCCCUGCUCUAUCAGCACUUUCAUUUGACGUGGGUCACCACAAAACCUGAUCCUAGUCAUGGCUUAACACUCCAGGUUCCUAAAAGUCAUGAAGAAUUGGAAAAAACACCUUUUGGUCCCUAUGUGCCAAAAACUUUGACUUUGAUUAAUCUUUCAUUUGCCCUGCUGUAUCUUCUCUGUUGUACCUGUGGCUCGGCUUCUUGUCUGAUUCACAAUGAUUCACUCGUCUGUGUCUUUACCUCAUAAAAAAGAGAGUUUUAAAGGCAUGGCCACCUCACUUUACCUGAUUCGGUUCAAUCUUUGACCGUUAACCACUUCUUUGUGCUUCAGUAUGUAUAACACUCUCCCGCCCCUCUUUAAUUAAGGGCAUGAUCUCUGCCCCUCCUCGACCUCUGGGAGUUUUCCUCUUCAUUCGGUCGCUCUUCGAACUCCUCCUGGAAUUUUACAGCCGUGAGUCAGUGACAGGUCGAGCUGAGUCUGAGCAGCAGCCGGCUGCAUGCGUAUCCAAAAGGCAUUGAGAAACCUGUACCAGCAGGCCCCCGGCGUCAUGGGUGUACACCUUUCCCGACAGUUUUAGGGCGAGUCCUUGAGUGAAUGGCUAUUCUUCCCGAGACUCAGACUGACUGUUGAAGCUCCCAAAGAGGACCAGGGAUGUUAAGAUGCCGAAACUUUUGUUUUCAAGGAUUAAAUUUUAUGAAAUUAAGGAUUUAAUGCAAAAUGUGAAGCGGCCGAUGAGGUAAGACAGGCAGUCCGGUGAAAAUGAGCAAUGUCUGAGUGAAGAUGACUGGGUUUUUUUAAACUAGAAAGAACCUUGAACUUGUUUUUUAUUAAAAAGUUUGUCCUGAUUUUUAUUCACAGAAUAGAUAUUGUUCUUAAUCGAAAGAGGCAUAAAAAGGAUAUCCAGCGCCUCAUGGUACAAAAGCUAAAUGAAGAGGCUUAUUCUUCCAAACGCAGGUAGAGUAAAGUUUUAUUAUUGUGUUCCAAUACAUUCUUGUUUCAAUAAAAGUAAAAACUAUUUUUCUUGUUUAUUAGCUGGCAGGCUGAUCAUGAACUCUUCCCAACCAUGGAGAAACUGCUUCAGGAUAAAAGUAAGAAAACUCGAUGUCCAAUACAAUCAAACCUAAAGGCGCUCAUAUUUUAAGUGAAUCUUUAGUCCUCAGAAAAUUAAACUUUUAAUCUCACAAACUUUUGAAUACCUCAACACCGUCUUUUCUCUCUUCACAGAAUGUCUAGCAGCAUUUCGGGCUUUCCUGAAGUCCGAAUUCAGCGAGGAAAAUCUGGAUUUCUGGCUCGCCUGUGAAGACUUUAGGUCGACGGCCUCUUCGGACGACCUUCGCUGGAAAGCAGAGAAGAUCUACCAGGAGUUCAUCGAGCCAACAGCCUGCAGAGAGGUCAGUCUGCAUGAGAAAGUUUCUGGUCAGCAGUGGAGAAGAAUACUAAUAAUAUAGUCUUUUCCUUUAUUUCCCAAGUUGAACUCAAUAUACACGAUUUCCCCUGAAUUGAAGGUUACAAAACAGAGGAAGAUGAUGUUGCAUAAGCUCAAAAAACCUGAGAAGAACGAGUGAAAGUCUCAGAAAGUAGAUGAAGAAAUGAGACUACAACAUGUCACAACUUCCACUGCCUCUGGUGAUGAAUGCUGCAACAUCUCCGGUGUUGGCAUCCUGUGGGGUGUGGUUCACAAGUGUUUUAUCUGCUCUGUUAUUGUAUUCAGUGAAAUCCACUCAGAUGACAAAGAAGAGAGUAAGACAGUUUGAUAGAAAGAACUUGACAAACUUGGCGAAACUAAAUCAUGGAUGACUUAACUCAGUGUCUUCUUCUUCUUCCUGUCCCAGAUCAACGUCGACCACCAUAUCAGAGAGAAGAUUAAGCAGUCUUUGGACGAGCCCAGCCUUUCAUGCUUCGAUGAGGCCCAGAGACACGUUUAUCUCCUGAUGGAAAGAGACUCUUGCCCCAGAUUUCUCCAAUCAGAUGCCUACUUAAGCCUAAAGCAGAAAUCCAGGACUCUUUGGUACAUUUAAGGCCAUCAGAACUCUGUAUCAACCAUAGACUGUGUAUGAGAAGUGGACAGACAUGGCUAUAGAAACCCACUUCUACCCCAGUUUUUCUUUAACAUGUUGUUAUUUAUCAGUAUCCUGGUGCUGGCUCUGUACCUGGGGGUCUUUGCUGCUGCUCCACCUGCCUUGGGUUUUCAUUUAUGCACAUAAACCAGGUGAAGGUUUAUUUUCCUGACCGCAGGAUUUGGCAUUUCAAAGUCAGGAAGCUCUCAAGACCACCCACCAAACACCCGACGUCAUUUAGAUGUCUUUUUUCAGCCUAGAUCGUAGUCGUAAAACUAAAAGACGUCGAAAAGUGGGCUUCAUUUGGACGGUCUGAAUUUAGACGUUGUUUAGACAUUUGGUGAAGACAUCUAUCCAACCACUUUUUGCUGGAUGGAAAAAGUCGUCCCAUUUUCACAUUAAAUUAAGAAUAAAUCAAACUUCUUUCUUAUAGUUUUCCCCUACUUUUAAUACAAAUUUACAAAUUUCUGAGCACUUUUAACGCACAGUCUAUGGUUGCUUUUCCAUUCCUCACUUUUUGUACAUUUCUUUUUUUUUACUUUGCUGAAUCUAUAAGCUAUUUUUUUAACUAAAAUAGGAAAUGUGAAAGAGGGUAUUUUGAUAAAGUGUUGUAGAAAGUACUAAAGCAAGUAAAAAAGGAAAAAGUCAUGUGGGAGGGAAAAAGUUUGUGUACCAGAGAUUAAAGAGUGCCAUAGCUACACAUUAGCGUGGAUGCAGACAUAUGGAGUUGUGUGGAUUACAGUAUGUGCUACCAGAAAGUCUUUGUAAGUUUGGGUGGUGUUUACAGUACGGGAGAUAAUACAGAACGAUAAAUAAAUGUGGAAAUAAAAUGGCAAUAAAUGAACAACUCUUUUUUCCAACUUUG